UCCUGCUGGUAGUGGACUCAAAGCCAAUUUCAGUGUUGUUAUUGCAGGUUUCAAUGGCAACUAUUGUACGACAUGAAACAACUUUUAAUCCCAUGGGCUGCUAUUCAGGAACCUGCGGAAAAGCUGCAAAUAGCGAGCUUUCAGUGAAACUUUAUACAAAUCAAGCUGAAGGCCUAAAUUCGUUCAGUUCAUGAAUAGGUUUCCCUACACCUGCGCUUUUAGUGGACGUUACGUUUGAUCAAUUUUCCGGAAGUAAUAAUACAAAAUGACGGAUACAAGCACAAAAACACUGUCUAUAGGACCAGCAUCCUUUCGGGUUUAUUUCUUCGUGGUAAAUUUAGUUUCUCGCGGCUGUGAGACAUUUGUCACGGUGCUGGAAGUGAAAUGAUUUUGAUGCUUAUCAGCUACACAAAGGUAUUAAUAUGUACAGUUAAUUAGCUGAUGCGCACUGAAGCUGUUCUGAAAAGUUUAAAACAACUUUCGUUCAGCUCAUGCAUAAGUGAGCCCCUGCAAAUACCGGAAAGCAUGAUUAAAAUUGAGUGAAUCCAAACUCCAGACGAGAUGAUCAAGUAACAAGGAGGCAGUCAGGAAUGAGACAUCUUCUGGAUCAUUUGAUCAUGCUGAUAAUCUUAGCAAAUCAUGAUAUAGGCGCUGAACAGGAAUUGGAAUUCACCGAUGUGGACGUAGCCAAAUUAGCAACACAUACCUAUGGAACAGAAUUGCUCUUUUUGGAGAAUUCCCAUUACACUGACCAACAAUCCUACAAACUCGAAGACUUCUUCUGGACUGGUUCAGGAGAUGGGCCUACCGAAGAGAAUGUGUGGACCUCUGAAGGUCCUUCCACAGUCUACAAAACAUCAACUAUUAUAAGUACGGUUUUCGUGGAAAAUACUGCGACGAAAGCAAACGAUACCUCUGCUCGGCCACCAAACUGCACGGUAAACUGUCUGACCAGUGCAUCCGAUGGGGAAAUCACUCCAACUCCAACCUUUAGUGGAGAUGCUGAUACAGGAAAUAUUGGAGAUGAUUUUUCCGCUGCCAAGGAACAAUUUUGGCUGCUGACUGUCUUGAAAAGUGAUGGGAAAGAUCCUGUGAUUAUUGAUCUCAAAAAUAGCUUAGCCAACUUGUAUAAAACAGCAUUUCAGAGACAGCAAGCUCAACAUUUGGGCAUAKCACGUAGCAAAAGAGCCGUACUUGAAAAGCCAGUUCAUGUUUACAUUCAUGAARUGAACAGGCAAACCAUUGAUGGUGAAGAUAAAAUUGAAGUUCUCUAUCAUGUCGAAAUGCUCGGYAAACCGGUGGAUGCCCAUACAGCUGCCACUGAUAUGAAGUUGCUUUCGGAUGAAGAAGUUGUAAARGAACUGGGWUAUCCGUUUGAAAUAAAAGCUGAACCWUAUGUSAAAGCUUCCCAGCCGCAAGAGUUGUCGAAAGCAAAAAAUACAUGGUUUGUGAUCGGAGUGUCCAUCAUUGGACUUUUGUUGAUUCUACUUAUCCUGGCAUUUCUGCUUCUGGGCUUCACCAAGAAGAAACGCCUACCCCAGCCGAAUGUUGGUAUUGAGAAUAGGCGGCAUAUAUUUGAAAGGGCUGUUGGGCACGAAAAUAAAGGUCUGGUCCAAGACGAAGAAACUGCUAGUGAAACACAACAAGGCAGGGAAAAUUCACCGACGUAUAUCAACUUUGCGGAUCAGCAUGUUACUGCGGUUGUACUCAGGCCCCAAAGCUCUUUUAGUGGAACUUCUUCAAGUUCCAGUUCUUUGGAUAUAUCUCCCUUGAUGAACAUUGAAACCAAGCACAAACCGCCACCGAAAAAACCUCCUAGACCUCGAGCGGCAUUGAACAAAACCGUUCCUGUGAACACCACCAGGCAGCUUCCUCAGGAAGUAUUUGAUUCAGACAGCAGCCUUUCCAGAAAAGAUGAAUCUCCAGAAUUUGCUCCCAACAUGGAUCCUGGAGUGAUGAGCCCUAAGAGCUUCUUGUCUAUGCCCAGCGUUAAGAGCUUUCCAAGAACAAAUAUGCCAGAGCCACUGAAUAGAGUGUUGGAGCCAGUGAGUGUCACUCAUUUGGACAUGCCUGAUGAUGGUCGAAUUUCAGCUAGAGAUGAUAGGAAGUAUGGAUCGGAGUCGUUGAUCAGGCACGGAAGCAUUGGAACUAUGGAAGAUCCAGGUGUCAUUGGUCCGAUAGUUUGGAAUAGACAUUGCGACCGAUUGAAGCAAGGGGUGAGCGUUGAUCAAGGUAUCAAUGAAUUGAAUGGACAACUGAAAGCUUCCACCAACAUAUCGCGCAUGAGGAAGCGCUUUCACGAUCUUCUGGACGACACUUUCAGCUUGUUUGGCAAUAGCCGAAAGGGCAGCCCUACAGAUUCGCCUGUAGAUGACCGAAGCCGGCCGAUAGCAAUUGAAGUGAAGAGUCACUCGGCCAAUGAUAGCAGGCCACUAGAUAUUGAGUCUACCUUGCCACCAAGACCCAAAACUUCGGGUAGUUCAAAGCCGCCCUCUUCAAAGCCCAGUUGCGCUUGGAGUAGCUCAGCUCCAUCUCCUUUGAUUCGUCCCUUAAGCGCCGCUCCACGGAUCGGCACCGGUUUGAUUUCCAGAGCUGCUACAUUGUCACGAGGAGACUCUGGAGACUUUCCCAAAACACCCAGCGGAAUUUUGAAACAUCCCAAAGUGACUAUAGAGCCGGUUUUGGCUGAGGGGAGGUUUCGACCAAGCGAUCCGGCUAUAAGCGUUAUUCAGGCCAUUAAAAGCGAAAUAGAGAAGGUGUCUCUACCGGGAAGUUCCACAGAUUUGCAUAAAUAGCAUUCGGUUCUAGAAUAGAGAUAGAAAUGUUGUUUGUAUUUACUGCUAUAGUUGUUCUAUGGUUCCGUUCAGUUAUGUUCAUGUUGAUAGCUCGUUUACGUUGAUCAGCUUGUUUGUUAUUAGUUUAGGAUCGUUUUAAGAGUGAAGACAGUUUGAUUUUGCAAAAGUCAUGUAAAAUUGAUUGAUCAGUAGCCAAAAGCAUAUUCAAUCAUUCCUAAUGUAGUUCUGAUAAAAUGUGUUCAUGUAGGUACCUAAGACUUAUUUUAGUUGAAAUAUUUCAAUUGUAAAUUGAUAACGACGGUUUGCAAUAAAGAAUAAAAUGGGAA
Molecule: messenger RNA, 3121 nt
Organism: Dendroctonus ponderosae (mountain pine beetle)
Lineage: Eukaryota; Metazoa; Arthropoda; Insecta; Coleoptera; Curculionidae
Exons: 10
Coding region: 591-2795 (734 amino acids)
Source: RefSeq, a predicted model, not a curated record